AUGGUAUACUAUAAAAUUACAUUAGUUAGAUCUUUGAUAGGGACACCCAAGACAACUAGAGCUAUUGUAAAAACUUUAGGAUUAGGCAAAAGGGGGUCUACAGUGUACAGAAAGGUGACGCCAGCUAUUGCAGGUUCAAUUUUGAAAGUUAAAGAGUUAGUCAAUGUAGAAUUGAGUGAAACAAUGUUGACAAAGGAAGAACAAAGGAAUUUACGUAAAUCUAAGCCAGGCUUUGAAGUAGAAAGAAGAUUUUAUAAUGUGUGA
Messenger RNA from Arxiozyma heterogenica, 264 nucleotides. RefSeq names its product mitochondrial 54S ribosomal protein uL30m MRPL33 (gene MRPL33). The transcript has a single exon. Gene Ontology annotation, biological process: translation. NCBI's taxonomy places the organism in Eukaryota, Fungi, Ascomycota, Saccharomycetes, Saccharomycetales, Saccharomycetaceae. Gene Ontology annotation, cellular component: large ribosomal subunit; mitochondrion. Gene Ontology annotation, molecular function: structural constituent of ribosome. Bases 1 to 264 code for a protein of 87 amino acids. The record is from RefSeq and is a predicted model, not a curated record.